Messenger RNA from Paramisgurnus dabryanus, 4497 nucleotides. The record is from RefSeq and is a predicted model, not a curated record. Lineage: Eukaryota; Metazoa; Chordata; Actinopteri; Cypriniformes; Cobitidae.
UUGAGACGCAUACUUGUUUUGCUAAAUCCAUUGUAAAGCAGUGGGCGUCUUCUGUCUCCAGUACAGCAGGAGGCGCUGCAGCUCUUUAGUCCGCAGAUAAACUCACUAAAGAAAGAAAGAAAGAAAGAAAGAAAGAGCGCGCGUGUGAUGUUUUUGUUUAUCCUCAGUGUUUUUUUCUCUUGCGUGUUUCAUUGAGUCUAAACAGAGUCCUGUCUCUGUGUAUUUAAGUGUUGAGACGUUGAUGAUGAGAUGUGCUGUGCUGUAAAUCAGUAGGAACUGAUCUGUUCAUGCUUGAUAUAUUGAUGAUUUUAUCACAGAAAUCUCUCAGCUGCAGAAAGAGGAGAUUUAGCAAUGAAACGAGAGGAUGUGGAUUGUUGUGAAUCUUCAGUGUAUGUGACUGAUGAUGGGAGUCUGGAUUCAGUGUGGAUGAGCAGAGAUCAGAGCCGCACACCACAACCACUGCUGGACUCCAGACACACACAGGACUCCGAGCUCAGUCUGACUUUACUCUGUUAUACUGAGUCAAAGCUCACAGACACUCAGGACACCACAGUGUGUGACAGUAAACAGAGCUUACAGGAGGAUCAAACCUCCACAGAGUCUCUGGAUUCUGUCUGUAAUGCUGGAGAACAGCAGCAGAUCAUGCAGACCAAACUGAAGAUGUGUUCAGUUAAACUCAUCGACUGCAUGAAUCUCAUGAUGAAAAUCAAAACUGAACCCACAGAAAUCAAAACUGAACCCACAGAAAUCAAAACUGAACCCACAGAAAUCAAAACUGAACCCACAGAAGAGGAAGAUCGCACUGAGGAAGAUGAUGAUUUUAUUCCAUCAGAUGUGAAGAGUGAUUCAUGUUUGGAUAUAGAAAUAACGUCCUCAACAUCAAAAGAACGACUGACAGCACAAACUCUUUCCUGCAUCACCUGUGGAAAGACAUUCAGCUCACAGAGACUUUUAGAGAGACAUGAGAGAAAACACACAGAACAGAAACUCUUCACCAGAUCUGAGAUCAGCUUUACUACCUUACAAGAGAAGAAACUUCAUUCAGAAGACCACAGAGAGAAGAAAAAGAAGCAGUUUCACUGUGAGCAGUGUGGGAAGAUUUGUGUCUCUUCCUCUAAACUAAAUGUUCACAUGAGGACACACAGUGGUGAAAAGCCUUUCAACUGCACUGAAUGUGGAAAAUACUUCACAACAAAACAAUAUCUUAAAGUUCAUCAGAGAGUUCACACAGGAGAAAAACCUUACAAGUGUCCUCACUGUGAGAAGAGAUUUAGCUAUAUACGUGGUCUGAAGAGACAUGUGCUUUCACACACCAAUGAGAGACCGUAUCAGUGCAGUGAAUGUGACAAAACCUUUAGGGAUUCACGUUCAUUAAAAUCACACCAGAAUACUCACAUUAAAGAGAAACUCUAUCAGUGUUCACACUGUGAUAAAUGUUAUGGUCAUAAAUGUAAUCUGAUAAUCCAUGAGAGAGUUCACACUGGAGAGAAACCUUACGUCUGCUCUCACUGUGGAAAGAGCUUCACUAAUUCAUCUAAAUUCAGAGUCCAUCAGAGAGUUCAUACUGGAGAGAAACCUUACGUCUGCGCUCACUGUGGAAAGAGCUUCACUAAUACAUCUAAUUUAAGAGUUCAUGAGAGAGUUCAUACUGGAGAGAAACCUUAUCACUGUAAUGUCUGUGGGAAGAGUUUUAGUGUAAAGGCUACAUUACUAAAGCACAAGAGAAUUCAUACAGGUGAAAAACCUUUCAAAUGCUCUCAGUGUGACAAGACGUUUACUUGUUCAAGUAACUUAAAAAAACAUGAAAGAGUUCAUACUGGAGAGAAACCUUAUCACUGUAGUGUCUGUGGCAAGAGUUUUAGUCAAGGGUCUACAUUACUAAAUCACAAGAGAAUUCAUACAGGUGUCCAUCAGUAUGAUGUUUGUCCUUUCAAAUGCUCUCAGUGUGACAUUACUUUUUCUAAGUCAGAUCACUUAAAAUCUCAUCAGAGACUUCAUACUGGAGAAAAACCUUAACCUGAUAAGGAACACUGUGCCGUACACGGUACACCCUCCCUUGCACGUGAGGCUGCAUUACGUCAUUGUAACUUUGAAGCAUUAAACCUUCAAAAUAUACGGUCAUGCGGCACAUCGUUGUAAAGCUUAGACUUUCGGAAUUCCAUUAAGCGCACACACAAAGCAUAAUAUGAUUUUUAGCAGUCAUAAAACUGUAAUCUAUUUGUUAGUUACCUGAACCGGGCGGCGCCGAUUUAGGAUAUUUAUUUACCUUCAAAAUCUUCCCAUUAUCCACUUCGGUGAAAUUGUCCAAAACAAAUUGUUCAUAAAUCCCCAAAAGUCCAAUGAAAUGGAAUAUCCAAGCCUUUUAAUCCAAAGCGAUUUGUUCAUCUCACAAUCUUGACAUUUCUGACCGAAUUACGAUAUAAAUAGUGUAUACAAUUAGUUCAAUAACGGACAUUCGUUCGAAUCUCACUUUCCAGUCACGAUUUAUAAUGAAUAUAUUCAGAUGUCACGUUUAUUGUGCAACGUCUGAGGAACAAAUACGCCCCCUUGUGGAAUUUCUGCCGUUCCAUAAGGGGCUACAGGAACAGUAUGAAAGAAAUUUAUAUCAAUUAAUCAUAAAAUGGCCCUGAUAUGUCACUAGACAUUAAGAAUUAAUUUUCAUUUCAAAUAUUUAUAUCACUGACAACAGUGGCCUGGCAUUGUCAUUUAAAAUGUGGAGUUGCAGUCCUCAACUGAUGUUUAUGUUGUCAUUUUGCGUAUUGGCCACUAGUUGUGUGAUUGCAGUACCAGUUUUAGCCACAAGGUUUGUGAUUGCAAUACCAGUUUUAGCCACAAUCCUACAUACUGUUCCUUUAACACUGUAAUGUUUGUGGGAAGAUUUUUAGUCAACAGUGAAACUAACUUAAAGGUCACGUUUUCCUAAUCCUAAUUUUUAAACCCUAGUAAGAGUGUAAUGUUGCUAUAAUAGCAUAAAUAAUACUUGUAAAAUGAUAAAGCUCACUGCCAGGCGAUAUAUUUUCUUUAACAGAAUUCGCCUUUCAAAGCUUACAGCGAACGGCCGGUUUGGACUACAGACCUCUACUUCCUGUUUUAAUGACUACAGUAGAACAGUUUUUGACUAAACCCCGCCCACAGGAAUAUGUCAGUCGCCAGCUAAGCUAACGGCAAGCUAAUUAGCCCGUUUUGAGGACAGUGAAAACAGCGCUAUACAGAUAAGUAAAUUAUGUGACUCCAUACAGGUGAAAAACCCUUAGUGUGACAAGACGUUUGGUCUGUCAAGUCACUUCCCUUCUGAAAAAAAAAACAAUAAAACCUUUACAGAAAUUCAUAAUGGUUUCCAUUAAAAUACCAAAAGGAACCAUUAGCUUUUACCAUUAAAACCACUACAAAGUUCCUUUUUAUAGUCUGUUUUGGGACAUAUUCCAUUAGGAUUUAAUGGCCCCACCAAUAGAACCCAACACAUACCAGUAGAGACCCAUAGAGACCAUUAUAGUUUCCAAUACAAUCAAUAAAAAUCCCAUUAAAACCACUAAAUCCAAUAGAAUUUCUGUGAUGGUGUCUCUUGGUUUUAGCAGGGUUGAAAGCCCAUCAGAGAGAAACCUUACAUCUGCUCUCACUGUGGAAAAAGGUUCCCUAAUUCAUCUCAAUUAAUAGUUCAACAGAGAGUUCAUACUGGAGAGAAACCUCAUCACUGUAGUCUCUGUGGGAAGAGUUAAUCAACAGACAAACUUUUUAAAGCACCAGUGACUUUAAUACGGUUAAAAAACUUUUAACGUAUAAAGUUUUAAAUAUUGUUAAAAAAAACACGUAAAUAGUAAGAACAAAUAAUCAAAUUAUGAUGAAUAUUACAGAAAAAAACUUUCUCUUUCUAUUUACUCACUCUCAUGUUGUUACAAACCUGUAUAAAUUUCUUUGUUCUGAUGAACACAAAGUAAGAUAUUUUGAGGAAUGUUUCGAAAUCAAAACAUUUGUGAGCUCCAUUCACUUCCAUCGUUUUUUUAAUAGGGCUCACGAUCGGUUUGGUUAGAAACCGAUCCUCAAAAUAUCUUCCUUUGAACUAAUUGAGCGUCUGACCGAACAUCUUAAACUAGCAGCGCCUAGCAGCGUCUUCAGCCCACGCGGUGACCUGACAUGAUGUCAGUGCCUUAAAAUUAGCGUUUUAGGUGCCAAACUGUUAAAAAGUGUAUGUGUGUAUGUGUCCGGGAGCAAACAAACUGUUCAGAACUACAAUAGUGUUAAUAAAAUAUGAAAAACAUGAAUUAACAAAUUUAUCAUUUUUAUGUCACAUUUAUUUCUUUUAAGAACUCAUUAAUUUUAUAUUGUGUGGUAUGUGAUUUUUCUAAUUGGUUUUAAUGUAUUUAUGUCAUGGGACCACAAUGUCAUUAAUUGUUCAUUUAAGAAAGGAACUGUUCAGAUUAUUCAGUAAAUUCUUUGUUCAUUUUUACAAUGAUUAUGUCUCCUGACUUCUGCUAUAGGCCUAUUCUCUCGGCUGGUAAA